UAAAGAGUAAGAUAUUAAAUCAACGAGGCUCACUAAAGUUUAAGAAGGAAAAGAGAAUGCCAUGUUCAAGAAAAGAAGCCUUUGUUAAGCUCUUCUUCAAUGUCACUAAGUUCUUUUUCCUCUUCUUCUACUUCAUCUCCCUUUGUUUUCUUAAACUCUUCACUUUCUUUUUCAGAGCCGAGGAUGAGAUAAUAUAUGAAGAUGAAGAAGAAGAUGAAGAAGAAGAUGAAGAUGAAGAAGCUACUACAUAUUGCAAUAAAGAAGAGCAACAAGAAUAUAGGUACCUACAACAUGAAGAAGAUGAUCAUCAUGAUCAUCAUCUUGUAGCUGAUAUAUUAAAUGAUGGAGAUUUCCUAAUCUUUCAUCCAAAAAACCCAGAUAAUCAUCAUGAUAGUGAUCAUGAUUUUGAAGAUGAUGAACAUGAUAAUUACUUUCACAUUCAAAGAAGCUCUAUCAACUGUAACGAUGAACAACAUCAUCAUCACCGUACCCAGUAUAUCCCGCUCAUAGAAAACUAUGAUCAGAAUUUGGAGAGGAAAGAAAGGCAACAACCCAUAUCCACAAACGAUGAGCAACACAAUAAUAAUAAUUUAUCUGACGUUGGUAGUGAGUCGAGCAACUACUCGUAUAAGACCUUAUUUGAAGACUCAGUUGAUGAACAGCUUGGAUUUGAUAAUGAUUACAAUGAUGAUAAGAUUGAACAGCAUCAAGAUGAGUUCAUCAUAGAAGAUUAUACAUCAAGAUUGGAUUUUAGUUCAGAUUCUGAUCAACUCACAGAAGUUGACACCAUUAAAGACAAUAAGAACACUAAUUAUGUCCACUUUGAUCAGCUCAAACAUGAGGAUACCAUGCCCCAAGAAUAUCCAACUAAUUAUCACGACCAUUUUGCAAGAGAAACUCAAGAAAAGAAGAAUGAAGUAGUAAAAGAAGACACAAAUUUCAAAAGGGAUGAAAAAUUUUUGAUUUAUGACCCACCGAAAUGGGAAGCAAAGAAAAUGGAAGAACUCCAAAAAGAGAAAGAGGUAAUAUUUGAAGAUACAUACACAGUAGGAUCAACUUCAAAAAGUUCAUCCGAUUGGAGGAGUUCAAUAAGAGAUUCAGGUACAGAUGAUCCUUUUUCUUCCUCAUCAAGAAGAAGCUGUCCCAAAUGGGAGUCCUAUGCUGUCUACCAAAAGUAUGAUGAAGAAAUCAUGUUUCUUGAUAGAAUUAGUGCCCAAAAGCUCCAUGAAACAGAAUCUUUGAAGUCAAUUCAAGUGGAGCCAAGAUCAAUGUCUCAAAGAAUUUUCCACAAAAUGGGUACCAAAAAGAAGAGAAGUUCAAAUGAUGAUAUCUACAAGAAGAAUCCAUACAAUGAACUAGAAGUUGCAUAUGUAGCUCAAAUAUGUUUAGCAUGGGAGACCCUAAAUUGGAACUAUGAGAACUUCAAGAGGAAACAAAUGUCAAGAACACAAGAUCACUUAGACCCUGGUUGUCCUGCUCAUGUAGCACAACAAUUCCAACAAUUUCAGGUACUUCUUCAAAGGUAUAUUGAAUCUGAGCCUUAUGAGUAUGGGAAGAGACCUCAAAUUUUUACAAGAAUAAGGUGUGUUGCUCCUAAGUUGCUCCAAGUGCCUGAAUAUCUUGAUUAUGAAGGUGAAGAAAAGGAAGUAAGUAGUGGAAGAAUAGCAUCAACAAUGUUCAUGAAAAUACUAGAAGACUCAAUCCGAACAUUUAUGAAUUUUCUAAAAGCAGAUAGGGAAACUCAUUGCCAAGUUAUCUCAGCUCUUUUUAAGCACCAUCCAAAGGGAUCUAUUCAUCCUACUCUUCUCAAAGUCUAUAACAAACACAACAAAAAGAAGAAGUUGAAGCUAAAAGAGCUACAAAGGAGUAGAAUAUGCUUGAGAAAAAAGAAGCUAACAAAGGAAGAAGAAAUGGAGAUAUUAAUGGGAUUAAUAGACUUAAAAGUGGUGUCAAGAGUUUUAAGAAUGGCAAAUAUAACACAAGAACAAUUACAUUGGUGUGAAGCCAAGAUGAACAAAUUAAGAAUUUUGGAUGGCAAAUUACAAAGAGAUUCCUCUCCUCUUUUCUUCCCACCACAUUGACCCCACAUCAAAUUUUGUUUAAUCUUUUGCUUUUUGACUAGAUUUUGCAUCACCAUGUAUAUCCCUUGCCUAAUUCUUGGUUACCUUUAUCAUAUUGGUUACUUUUUCAGCAUUAUAUCCAUGACCAUCUAAAAUUUUACAUCAGUCAAUGAUAUCACUGUCAAAAGUGCUUAACUUGUAGGUAAAAGAUAAGAGCUUCCGCAACAAAGGAAUAAGAAAAUGGCUUGAAAAUUAAGGAUUGGUCGAUUGUUUUCCUUUCAUCCUUGUAAUAAGAUUUGAUUCUCAUCAAACAUGAUAUGUAGGGAAUUUUAUAUCAAUCAUUGAUAUCAUUGUCAAGAGUGCUUGACUUGUCUUAAGACAAGAUUGUAAGCAAAUAGCUUGCAUGGUGUUAUAGGUAAAAGAUAGGAGCUUAGGUGACAUAGGAAUAAGAAAAAAUAAAUCGUGAAUUAUGGGUUGGUCGAAUGUUUUUCCCUUUCACCUUUGUAAUAAGAUUCAAAUCUCAUCAAACAAAAUUUAUUGGGGAUUUGCGAUCAUUGAUAUCAUUGUCAAGAGUGACUUGUCUUACAACAGCAUUGUAAGCGAACAACUUGCGUAUAAAAGAUAGGAGCUUAGGCAACAAAGGAAUCGGAAAAAUAGUUCGAGAAUUAUGGGUUGAUAGACUGCUUUUUCUUUCACUAUUGUAACUAGAUUUGAUUCUCAUCCAUAAUAAAAAAAAAUGAGAAAAAUGGUUGUUGCAUAAGCUAUAUGAUAAACCCUAAACGUAGUGUUGAAUAUCCUAGUGGACACACUUUUUGUAAAUAGAAACCAAAAAUAAGGGAGAAUCUUAAAAAGCAAGAGGGUAUGUAUUUAACUUUGUUUUGGAGUCCUUAAUGUGCUAAACGUGUAAAGUGAAAGAACAGGAAGCAAAGCAAGGAACAAGAGGAUUGAGACAAUGCAUUACUUUAGCUUUUUACUUUUUUAUUUGAUUUUUUGCUUUUUAAUAAAAAUAUAUAAUUGUUUGUAAAUGAGGAAAAAAAAUAUUAAGAUGGAGGAAAUGCAAAUGAAAUUGCAGGCUUGCAGUGGGA
Messenger RNA from Amaranthus tricolor (Joseph's coat), 3145 nucleotides. RefSeq lists its product as uncharacterized. The record is from RefSeq and is a predicted model, not a curated record. The transcript has 6 exons. Lineage: Eukaryota; Viridiplantae; Streptophyta; Magnoliopsida; Caryophyllales; Amaranthaceae. The coding region runs from base 57 to 2081 and encodes 674 amino acids.